This is a messenger RNA of Cervus elaphus (red deer), 1602 nucleotides long. RefSeq names its product protein FAM246A-like. The transcript has a single exon. The coding region runs from base 35 to 718 and encodes 227 amino acids. Lineage: Eukaryota; Metazoa; Chordata; Mammalia; Artiodactyla; Cervidae. The record is from RefSeq and is a predicted model, not a curated record.
UCUGGAAGCGGUGGUGGAGGCGGCGGCCAAGCGGAUGGCGGCGGAGCCCCGGCGCCCGUGGGUCCAGGCGCGCAGCGCUUACGGCGCCAGCGAGGCGCUGCGGCGCGCGGUGGGCCGCCGGCGGGACCCCGGGCCGCAGCCCAAUGGGCCGAUCCCCGACGAAGCCCGCGGCCCGGGCCGCCUGGCUCGCUUGCGGGGCCAGCUCCGGGUUGAGGCGGCGGCGCGAGCCGACGCGCCCCGACUGCUACGGCUGGUGGAGCGCGCGGGGGCCGCGGCGGGGGCGGCGGAGACUGGGGAGCAGGCGGAGGAGCGCAGCCGCCGCUCCGUGUGCUCCGUGUGCGGCGAGCCUCGCGGCGGGGCCACCUACCCGGCGGGCGUCCUGGAGGUGAGCGAGCGGCGGCUGCAGGAGGGCCUGGCGGCCGUGCGCGCGGAGCUGGGCGCGGGGCUGGAGGCGCUGCGCGCGGAGCUCCGGGCCGAGCUGGACGCCCUGCGCGCGCUGCUGCCGCCUCCACCGGCCGCCCGCCGUGAGCCCCGCGUUCCCCGAGGCCCGGCCCUGCUGCGGGCACUGGGCACUGUGAACGCCCUGGCCGCGGGCGCCAGGCCCACCGACGACGCCUCAGACGGCCCGGCCAACGGCGGCGCGAACAGGGCCCCGGCCAGGAAGAACCUCAAGAAGACCCCGGUACCGCCCGGGGCCCCGCAGGGCGGCGGGGAUUAAGCCUGGGGCGAGGGCCGGGGGCGGCGCCGCUGGUCACCCGGCUUUGCUACUCCGAAAUGGACUGGGGCUCGUGAGGCGUGGCUCGGAGCGAGAAGGGUCCUCCGACGCUGCUCGCUAGCGCUCGGGCACCGAAAGCGGGUGGGGAGCGCGGCUGAUCCGGGCAGCGCUGGGGAGGGGCCGGGUCGGAGGUCUGUCUGCCUCCGCAGACCUCGCGGAACAAGAGCCCGCCCCCCACCUCCCGCCCUCCCGCCUGGGGGAGGGGUUGUACGUGUGUUUCCUUGAAGGGUCUCAGGGAGGAGACUGGCUGUCAGGUGCUGGGGUGGCGAGCCUGACCCACACACGGAGUCCAACAGGCACCAGGGACACGUGGGCUGCAGGGACAGUCACCGGACACCGGCUCACCCAGGACAGUGUCGCUCCGACGCACAGCACAUUCUACUGCCGGCCCUGGACCGCAGCCUGACCCUAGCCAGCUUCACUCCCCCGACCAGCCCCACCUGCUCCAGCCCCACCUGCUCCUGGACGCGGUGCAUCUGGUCAGCGCCUCCAGGACCGCCAGCUUCGCUUUGACAGCAAGGUCGCUCACGGACCCUCACCGCGGGCCGUCACGUGACGGCAGUGUCCACCCACAGCAGACUCCACGGCACGGUUUACCCAGGUGCUGCCUGGGUUGGGUCUCACUUGGUACAGAAGGCCCGUCACUCACUGUCUGUGUCCCCAGGGGCCGCCUGCCCAGCGAGGCCUCCGGCACAGAGCCAGGAACCGGCAGCGUCUCAUCUCCCGGCCUCAGCGAAGUGGUAGCCAGAGGCAUCACCAAGCCACAUGGUGUCUGGGCUGGGCAGCCCGCUCCUUUGUAGAAUAAAUCAUGUGCUUGCAGGCACUGA